AUGAUCAAGACUGCCUUGGUCACAGCUCCGAUUGUGCAAGCGCCUAACUGGGAUUAUCCUUUCGAGAUCAUGUGUGACGCAAGUGACUACGCCGUGGGAGCCGUGCUUGGUCAGAGGAUAGACAAGAAGCUCCAUGUGAUAUAUUACCCGAGCAGAACCAUGGACGAUGCCCAAGGACAAUAUGCAACAACCGAGAAAGAGCUCUUGGCGGUGUUCUUUGCGUUUGAAAAGUUCAGGAGCUAUCAGGUGGGUUCAAAAGUAACAGUCUACACCGAUCACGCAGCCUUGAAAAAUCUGUUGGCAAAGAAGGACACCAAGCCAAGGCUCCUGAGGUGGAUACUUCUUCUCCCAGAAUUCGAUCUUGAGAUUUUGGAUAAGAAAGGGGUUGAGAAUGGAGUGGCGGAUCAUCUCUCAAGGAUGAGAGUGAGCGAACCAGCACCUAUCCACGAUACUCUGCCUGAGGAACAGUUGCUGUUGGUAGAGAAUCUGGGAAAGAGCGUGUGCUUGGCAGAGCGGUUAGAGCAGCUGAAGGCAGUUGAGGAAAGAGAAGCGCCUUGGAGGUGUAUAGCUCAAGAAGAAGUCGAAGGAAUACUCCAGCAUUGUCACGGAUCGAGUUACGGGGGUCACUUUGCAACUUUCAAGAUGGCUUCUAAGGUUCUUCAAGCCGGAUUCUGGUGGCCGAGCCUUUUCAAAGACACUCAUGACUUCAUUGCAAGGUGUGAUAGAUGCUAG
Molecule: messenger RNA, 732 nt
Organism: Microthlaspi erraticum
Lineage: Eukaryota; Viridiplantae; Streptophyta; Magnoliopsida; Brassicales; Brassicaceae
Source: the annotation of a GenBank genome assembly